AUGGUGACCGUGGUGGCGGAGACAUUGACGAAAGAGUCCUUCGAGGAGUAUGGGACGAUAAUUUCGCCAGAUGAAGAGAUUUCAAGGAUGCAAAACCUUGAAAAAGGUGCAAACCAGGGAACAGCGAUCAAAUUGCUUCAAGUAAGCCAGGUAGAGAAUAAAUCUACCAGUAAAGUUCCCAAUUGGAACCUAUUCCGUUGCUUUCCACAGCCGCACCUGAAUAGAGUAUUCACUCAAGGCUCCAAUCAGGCGAUUUCUCAUUCUAUCAAAGUCCUCGAAAAGCAUCCGUGUAGUACGCAGACGUUUGUGCCUAUGGGGAGAACGUCAGCGGAAGUAGCAUACUUGGUAGUAGUCGCUAAAGAAAUUGGAAAUAAGCCAGACUUGUCUACGUUGAGGGCUUUUACAUGUUUGGGUAAUCAGGCCGUUACCUAUGGCUUAGGUACCUGGCAUGCGCCCAUGAUAGUACUUGGCAAGGAAGAACAUUUGGAUUUUUCAGUCUUAAUCUACGAAAGUCUGGACCCUGACAGGCCCGAGAAGGACUGUGUGGAAGAACACUACAGCGAUGGCGACGUUUGUAUUAUCAUCUAA
This is a messenger RNA of Saccharomyces cerevisiae S288C, 588 nucleotides long. RefSeq names its product ureidoglycolate hydrolase (gene DAL3). The transcript has a single exon. Gene Ontology annotation, molecular function: ureidoglycolate lyase activity. Gene Ontology annotation, biological process: allantoin catabolic process. The coding region runs from base 1 to 588 and encodes 195 amino acids. The record is from RefSeq and is marked reviewed. NCBI's taxonomy places the organism in Eukaryota, Fungi, Ascomycota, Saccharomycetes, Saccharomycetales, Saccharomycetaceae.